AAAGACUUAGAUAUUGGAGGUGUUUCUGUCGAAAGUUUAGCAAAUGCGGGAGGCACAAUUAGUAAAUUGAGCGGAGCGGAGCGGAGCAAUAGAGCUCUAGAAGCGCACGCAUGUUAUUUCCCACUAUGUCCGUUUAUUAUGGAAAUGGAUGUCGGAAAUAUCCCAAUAGACUUGGAUCCUAUAAAGAAUGGACAUGAUGUUUGUGGAUCUGGUGGUUCGCCAAUGGAUUGGGAAUUUGUCGAUCCAAAUUAUACGACAUAUGAAGACAGAUUAGCAUCAUUUAAUUCAAACGAGGAAUUAUUUCGGGUAAAUAUAAGACAAUUGGCUGAAGCCGGCUUUCAUUAUAUAGGUCCUGGCGAUCGCGUAAAAUGUUUUUAUUGCUUUGGAGGAGUCAACUCGUUUAAUGAUGGAGACGAUCCGUGGGUUCAACAUGCUGGCGUUUUCCCACAUUGUCAAUUUGUCAGACAAGAGAAAGGGCAAACUUUCAUUAACGAUUCUGUCAAUUUUGUUCGCGAAUCAAAUAUUAAACUUAUUACAAUUUCAAAUUGGAUGAGAGCUCCGUUUGUGCGCCAUAUGCUUGAUUCAAAAAUUCAUUCUAAAACUAAAAUUUUGGAAGUGAUGAAUGAAAAAUGGAGCCGAGAUCGCAAACCGUUUACAUCGUUUGCUCAGUUAUAUGAUGCCUGCUUUGACAAAUAUGGUAAAUUAGAACCAAUCAAAGAGUAUUCAGAUGAGACCAAUAACUUAAUGUUGUGCAAAAUCUGUUUUGAAAAUAAUUUGAAUACUGUAUUAUUUCCUUGUUGCCACCAAAUCUCAUGCCAAUACUGUGCUAAAGAACUUAAAACAUGUCCAAUUUGCCGCUAUCCCGUUCAAACAUUUCUUAAAACGUUUUUUUAA
Molecule: messenger RNA, 894 nt
Organism: Medioppia subpectinata
Lineage: Eukaryota; Metazoa; Arthropoda; Arachnida; Sarcoptiformes; Oppiidae
Source: the annotation of a GenBank genome assembly